Messenger RNA from Saprolegnia diclina VS20, 1340 nucleotides. RefSeq lists its product as hypothetical. The record is from RefSeq and is a predicted model, not a curated record. The coding region runs from base 5 to 1264 and encodes 419 amino acids. The transcript has a single exon. NCBI's taxonomy places the organism in Eukaryota, Oomycota, Saprolegniomycetes, Saprolegniales, Saprolegniaceae.
UGCCAUGCAAGUGCAACUCAUUCUCACGCUCGCGGUGCUUGCGGCCGGCGACGUCGUUCAAGACCUCUUUACGGAACACAACGCGCAGCGCACGCAGAACGGUCUCGAAGCGUUUACGUGCCUCGACACGCAGCUUAGCGCGCUCAGCGCGAGCCAUGUCGACUAUGAGAUUGGCAUUGACAACAUUGACCACAACGGCUUUGACGAGCGCUGCAAGGCCAUCGGCAACGUUGCUUGCGGCGAAAACACUCUGUACGACUACGAAGGCAACGCCAAGACGAUGACGACGAGCUGGAUGAACUCGGCCGGCCACCGCGCCAACAUUCUCAACAGCGGCUACAAGCACGUUGGCUUUGGCGUCAAGAAGUCGCCGACGAGCGGCAAGUGGUUUGCGACUGCGAUCUUUUCGAGCGAGAACCCGACCAAGGCCGCGUGCCUCAACGGCGGCAACGUGACGGACGCGCCGACGGCGUACCCGACCGAAUACCCCACGGACGACAAGACCGAGAAGCCUUCCGACGAGCCCUCGAAUGAGCCUACGGACCAGCCGACCGAUGGGCCGUCGGAUGAGCCGACCGAGUACCCCUCCGACGAGCCGACGGACGCACCAUCUGACACACCAACCGAUGCCCCGACGAAGCACCCGCACACCAAGCACCCGCACACCAAGCACCCGCACACCAAGCGCCCGCACACCAAGCAUCCCAAGCCGACCCCCAACGCGACGACGGAAGUGCCUUCCGAGCUCCCGACGGAGGUGCCCACGGACGCGCCCACAGAGUACCCCACCGAUGCCCCCAGUGACGAGCCGACUGACGCCCCCAGUGACGAGCCCACCGACGCUCCCAGUGACGAGCCCACCGACGCUCCCAGUGACGAGCCGAGUGACGAGCCGAGUGACGAGCCUAGUGAUGAGCCCACCGAGGAGCCCACCGAGGAGCCCACCGAGCCUAGUGACUAUCCUAGUGACGAGCCCAGCGAGGAGCCCACCGAGGAGCCGAGUGACGAGCCGAGUGACGAGCCCAGCGAUGAGCCGAGCGACGAGCCUACGGAUGAACCCAGCGACGAGCCUACGGAUGAACCCAGCGACGAGCCCAGUGAUGAUCCUACGGAUGAGCCCUCGGACGAGCCGACCAACGAGCCCAGCGAUGCGCCAACGGACGCACCUACCAAGGGCCCGCACACCAAGCACCCGCACACCACGCACCCGCACACCAAGCCACCGUGCCCUUCGUCGUCGGGCUCGACCGGCGACAACUACUAAACGUUCGUUCGCUCUCUGAGUGUGCUUCAUGUUGCGUAAUGAAAUGACAUGACGUUCUUGACUUUUGAUUUCCGAC